Molecule: messenger RNA, 2567 nt
Organism: Symbiodinium necroappetens
Lineage: Eukaryota; Dinophyceae; Suessiales; Symbiodiniaceae
Source: the annotation of a GenBank genome assembly
AUGCCUGGGGCGAAGUCAGUGGACCAACCGUUCGGAAAAGAGCCUUCGCACGGGCAGUUCGUCGAGCUGCACAGAACUCGCCUCCGCAGCAUUACCUUGAGCAUCGGGGGCUUGGACACGACCACCUAUGACACUUUCAUGCAAUGGUUGCCGAAUGCACCUUACGAUGUUGUUUGUUUGCAAGAAAUCCAUCAUGGACUAGGCAAGGAAUCAACACAAUGGGUUGCAGCUGGUUGGAGGUUUAUCACGACGGUUGACCCCAAAACCAGAUUUCAAGGCGUGGCCGUGUUGAUUCGAGAUUCUCUGUGUGACAAUGGCGAGCUGCACUUCCAGGAGACCGUGACGGGAAGGAUCCUACAUGUCAGACUUCAGAAGGCGCAUCAUUCUAUUGACAUUAUUGGGAUCUACCAACAUGCUCUGCAUCUGGAGGCGCGAAAACAAAACCUUCAUCAGCGACAUCAACUGUGGGACCAACUAGGCUCUGUGGGUACCGAAUAUGCCGCGGCAGUCAAGUACCCAGAUGCAGGUGAGUUUGCGGCCCUCCUUGAGGCACCUGGCGAUCGCAUCCAGCAUUCCGCUGCACCCUGGGUGGACUUGAAGCCAGACUCGGCGGUCCUCGUAUUCAAGCCCUUCGCACAGCCCUUCAAGAAUACCUGCACCAGGUCAUUUUCCUCUUCCCCAAACAACCGACGCCCAGAGAGCCCAGAGCUUGGCAAAUGCCAGUGGUGCAAGGCUUUCAAGAAGUACACUGUUUUCAUCAGGGCCUACAAACUUCUCAAGCAGCAAGGCAAGACGGCCCGCAAGGCACUUCUCAACAAAGAGCUCGCCCUUGCAGCUGAAGGGGAAAUUCUGCGAGAUGCUGAGGAGCACCACACCAUUGUUCGGCACUUUGAGCAGCUCUUUCAGUCUCUUCAAGAGCCGGAACCAAACAACAUUGUGCUGAGUACCACACUGCAGGUCACAGAGAAAGAUCUCUAUGAGGCACUGGUGGGCUCAGUGAACGCCAGCCUGAAUGGGCAGUCUACUCCGGAGCUGUGGGUAAACAACGGCCCUGUGGAGCUUGUGGUGCGCGGCCCCUACACCGUACCCAGCAUCGAUGCAGAGUUCUCUAUCAACUUUGCUUGCUACCGCGUGCCCACCUUCAGGCUCUUCGCGGCAUUGCCUGCAUCAGCCAUAGCCUCAGCUCCCUUCAUGGAACAGAGAGGAGCAGAGGCCCUGCAGGAAGUCCGCCAGAUGUUUCCACAUCUUGCGGCAAGGACGGGGCAACCGGAGGCGCCGGAUGCGGACAUGAGUGCAGCCCCAAUCCUGGGACGCCGAGACCGGGAGGAGAACUCACAGGAAGCCCCGGAGAAGUACCCGAGGCCAGCAGGCGAGGGCCAAGCUCCGCCGACGGGGAAAAGUGCGGCGGGGGAAGCUUCAACCACUGCUCCCGUGACGGGGGACCCGGCACCGAAAGCUGCAGCGAGCUCGCCGGCUCAGCAACGAUUGCAGCAGGGGCAGCAGGCGGGAAAGACCAACAGCGGCCGAGUACGGCAGUGGACUCAGGAGGAGUGGGAUUCCUGGACAAGCUGGGGGCAAAAAAAAUGGGAGCUCACCACGAAGGAACUUCAGAGAGAAGUCGAAAACCUUCGGGAGAACGUUCGACUCCUAGCCCGCAUCUCAAUGCGGCACGAGGACGAGCUGAGCCAGAAGAGGACCGAAACGGACUUUAUCCUCACACUGGAGGUAGCUCCAGCCGAUGCCACCCCGGACCAGGAAGGCCUACUGGAGCAGCUAUACAAAAUGACGGUCGAGUGGAAGACCAAGCAAGAGCAAGGAAAGGUCAACAACUCCUUGCGACUUACUUUGUUCAUCGGCCUCCUCAUGUACUACGAACUCAAAGUCCACGAGGCGACAGCCUCAGCCGAAUCCCUGGAGCAUCUGGCUCAGCUGGGGUAUCUUCGACAGCUGGAGGGAAAUCCAGUCUGGAACUACCUGCGAUGGAGCUACGACAAGGAGGAAUUGGAAACAUCCGAGCAGCCUCCAUUGCCGGAUGCGGAGCUCCGCUCCCUGCUGACGGUUUUGAAGACCAGCAUCGGUGCCCCCGGCGUUUUGCUCCGAUUCCACAGCUCGAGGAAGUUGGUGGAGCAGCACAAGUCGGCGGUGACCUUCUUUCUGGGAAUCGGAAUGAGGGAUCCGCAAGCCCUCAUCUGUUACCGGGCCCUGCAGCAGCUGUGCUUCAGCUCGAGCACCCAGCUGAUCAAGAUGAGGCUGAAGCCGGUCAAGAUGGAAAGGCAGCCCCUUGUGAAGAUCCUCCAGGAGAAGUUUCCAGCGCCGCCCGCUCGAAGCGAGGAGCAGCGAGUGACCUUCCUGGCUCGAACUCAGCAGCAGUGGCGAAAGGGGAAAGGAACAGAUCCGUCAAUGUACUUUGGUAUGCUCACGCCUCAGACAUUGCUGAUGGAAUGGCGGCCGGUUCUCAACGAGCAGCAAAAUGACAUUGUUUGCCACCACUUGCAUUGGAAAUUCAUCCAGAUGGUUUGCAGGCGCCGACCCUUCUUUACCUACAACUCAAGCGGUACACUCGGCAG